GUAACAAUUGACGAUUUCUUGAAGGAAGUUACGGCUUGAGUGAUCACCCACACUCUGUUGAAUAUGGCAGACGAACUUUCUUUACCCCGAUUGAUAAGAGAUAAUACAUAUUCUACUUCUACGUUCACGAAAACAAACUUGUCGCGAAAACGCGUCCGCGAUUCUCCUCCUCCUGAUUCGAGCGAUCCUCCGAUAUUUUCAAGCGACGAUGACCCCUCGGUAGAAAAAUACUCACAGAAGAGAACACGACGAAAGCAGAAAUUUAGGGGACCGUGGUUUGAUCAACAGCUAGCUUCCGAUUCAGCCUUUGAGGAUGAGCCUUUGGAUUGUAAAGUUCCCGUAAGAAACAAGAGAACAUUGAAUAAGAAAGUUGACAGCGGGGUGUUCAUGGGUAGUGAUGGUACGGAUGUAGAAGAUUUAGUUAUGGAGAACGAAAAGAAGGCAUGGUCAAUUCCUGUGCCGUCGCCUCUCAAAUCAAGAAUUUUAGUCAAUACUCCUAGGGAUAUUCAUGCACAGAAAAGGAUUGAAAAGUGCCUUGAAGAUGGACAAGAAUACAUUGAUCUGUCUCGUAUGGAUCUUGAUCACCUUGAAAACUCCACAAUACGCCCCCUGGGAAGUUUCGUUAAAACCGUACGUGGUUAUGCCGUCGAACCUCAUCUGAGGAUAAUCCUUUCGGCCAAUCAGCUAGUCAAACUUCCCGCGGAGUUAUUCAACCUAAAUCGAUUAUCUACCCUGAGUUUACGAGGCAAUAAUUUACAGGAAUUACCACCAAAUAUCGGAAAAUUGAAAAGAUUAGAAGACUUGAACGUUGCUCAAAACAAUCUGGGAUAUCUUCCUUAUGAAAUUCUUGACCUCCUUGUCGGUGGAGUCACUUCGAAACAAAUCGAUUCUAAUCCACAGCCAUUAUAUGAAAGUGGCAGGACUGGAAGAUUGUAUGACUUCCAACUACAUCCGAAUCCAUUCUACCUCCCGAUUGCAAGACCCGAGAGCACUGAGAAUGGUGCACCACACUUUGAGAUUGAUCUAAGGCGCGGAUCACCCUUAACCUCUCCAGCAUAUCUCACUGAAGAAUAUUUCGCUGCAGAAGAUGCUAUGCCCCUGCCUUGGAAUCGUGAUACGCCCGAUCAUAGAUCUCACCAGCGGCACCAAGGCACUAUACCUCAGCCAGCUACAUCAAUCUUGAGCGACGAGAAGUGUUCCUUGUCCUAUCAAUGUAGAACAGAAGUCAGAUUCCUUGACAAUUUUGGGCAGCUUAUAAAAGGGCCUAUGCUCCCUUCUGAUCCUCAAUGGAAUGGCGUGGGAAGGCACAUUCAACUGCCUAUUGCAAACCUAGGUGAUAUUCCGCAGCCUCCUGCGGUACAGUCUCGCGUUCAGAGUCUGAUAGAGAAAGCUUUGCAAUCUUGCAUUCGACAUCCUGAAUUCACACGCCUCGAAUCUCACAUGGAAUACGUCCCGCCCCGUCUUCCAUCAUUACUUCGAAGAGCGGAAGACGUCAAUUAUUCUGGGCCAACCUUGUGUACUAUCUGUGGCACCAAUUUUAUCGUUCCUCGAACGGAAUGGAUAGAAUGGUGGGAGAUUGAGAAGGUAUCUAAGAGAGAACGUAUGGACGCGGCUUCAGCGAAUGGUCCUACACCCGCACGUGUAGUUAAUGAGAGGGAUAUUGUCGAGAAGUUGGUACCUUUGAUGCGGAAAGGUUGUAGUUGGUCAUGUUUGCCACCAGUAUUUCUAGAUGGCUUAAAUCAGCCUUCCGCUGGUGAAGAGGACGCCCAAACUAAGAUGAACAUAGAUAUUAAUGCUUGAUUUACUAUUGUAUAUGGAUUGAGGACUGUUAUAGGGGGUAUAACUCCAGCGUACAUAAUUUUCAAAUGAGACAAUUCUGCGCAAAGUUUACCUUCCUGCAUUAUUGCAUUGAGUAAACCUCAAUUUGAGUUUUAAACAUGGCUUUACUGUCUCAUCUAGUGAUUUAAAAGUCGAUAGGCUGUGUGUAGAAAUGCGAUGCAAUUCAUUGGAAUGAUUUAGGGCAACCCAGAAGUCUUGUUCCAGUUUUAGCUCUCAACUAUAGGAUUAUGGUCUCCCGCAUCGUCGAUUCGAUAACCUUCAAUCGUUGAAACAGAUGAACAUGAAUGUGUAUAUGCUAUAUGUUUGACCUCGAAAAUUCCUAGUCAACUGCUUUCAAUAUUUCAGGGAUCGAGAAAAUUGGUCGUGAUUCUCAUAUUUUUAGUGAAAUAACGAGAUAAACCUA
Messenger RNA from Botrytis cinerea B05.10, 2242 nucleotides. RefSeq lists its product as hypothetical. NCBI's taxonomy places the organism in Eukaryota, Fungi, Ascomycota, Leotiomycetes, Helotiales, Sclerotiniaceae. The coding region runs from base 64 to 1800 and encodes 578 amino acids. The transcript is spliced from 3 exons. The record is from RefSeq and is a predicted model, not a curated record.